Molecule: messenger RNA, 3327 nt
Organism: Physcomitrium patens
Lineage: Eukaryota; Viridiplantae; Streptophyta; Bryopsida; Funariales; Funariaceae
Source: RefSeq, a predicted model, not a curated record
CCCUCCAUGCCCUCUAUGUAUUGUGGUUGUGGAGAAUUGUGUCUGUGUAUGUGCUGUGUAGCUAGGGUCUCUUGCUUGUUAAUUUUUUCAGGUCUGUUACUGGCCCCCUUUAGGUGAGGACAGUUGUUUUAUCAUUUUUUUUUUUUUAAUUUACAGUUCCGCGCAUAGUGCCUUUGGUCGUGUUGCGUCGCACAUAGAAUGUCCUCAUUUUCUUACGCACUUAAAAAAGCAACAAGAGUAGGGUUACCUAUGAGCCUUGUUGAAGAAAGAGCUGCAAGAACAUUAGGGAUGGGGUGUGAAUAUGUGGCGCUUCUUCAGUGCGAGAUCGUCACCGUCACUCUGUCUCAGCAUUUACACCUUUUUUAAGUCCUCUUUCCUGUUCUUCUCUUAGGAUGAAAUGGUGUCCCCAUCUUUUCUUGAGAGCUUACAAUCUGUUUAUCGCGCGAUGAUGAUGACGCCGUGAGGCAUUGUGUAGAAUGCGAAAAGCAUUGUGGACAAAUACAAAAACGACUUCUUCUUCCACUGAGCGCCUGACUGGUAUUUCCCUGAGUACUUACAGCUGACGAUUUGAUUUUUCGUUUGAUAUCUAUUCAGCUCAAGCACUGAAACAUGGAUAUGUAAUAGAUUUCAGUCGGGAUACUCGGAAACCUUGUGCUACCUUCGAAAUACUGAUUCUGAAAUAUUUGUACAAUUUCAACGGGAUUUCCCGUUGAAGUUUAGGCAUCAUACUCCCCUCCGGCAUAACCUACUCAUUCUGCAUUGUAACUCAACCUCUUUAGAUAGCCUAACGGAAACCGACACCUGCUAACCCUUGGACGGUUGAUUUGCUUUCGGUGGGCGAGAGUAAAAGUGCGAAUUGACAACUUUUCCGAUAAUAAAACUAAUCCAUUAAUGUGUACGCUGACGAUUGCAAACUCCACAGUAAUUUGAAGGAUUUGUCGUAAAUAAAAGUAUCGAUGACGAUCACUUCUAACUUAUGGAACAAACUAUUUAUAGUAAAUUGACAGGCGAGUUUCGAUAGACAAGGGACAGAUCCCUAUUACACAAGGAAUGAGAUCAUACGAUGAUCCUUCUGUGUUUUAGCUUGGUUGAACGUACAGAAGUGAUAUGGAACAAACUUGCUCUGUAAUCCCUCGAUGCGGCGGUUAACAAUCAUGCCAGGGGAUAUUCAACCUUGUGUAAUAUGUACUAUCGCGAAUUCUGAGAUUUGGUUAACGGGGUAGAUUAUUCUUCUGCACGUUCAGCGUCAGUUUGCAACGAAUGCACUAUUCAACUGAGUGACAUUUGGCAUGUCUAGCUCCAGUGGAUUCUUUUCUACAGGAUUUGUUCUCAUGCUCCACAAUAAUGCAAUUCAUUCAUCAGAGCGAACACCUGCUGACACCAAAGAUAACAUGUUGAAGUAUUAUUAUCUGCUUGUCGUGUUUGCAAUGGAUGCCAAUGUGUGCUCCUAACCGCGACCUAGAAACGAGGAUUGAUGGAGAAAUUGCCGCUCCAGGCGCCAUUCCGGAGACCCAGUAGCUACAAAACCUGCACCUAACCCACCGUACCACACGUAACCCAGGGAUCCCUGGGGUCAUCCACCACCAUCCUGACGUGCAGGUCGAGCGGUAAUAUGAGUGACAGUGAAGUUCGCACGACUGCGCGUGAGCAAGUGCCAACCGCAUUGCCUCGCACUCUCUCAGUUCGCUUGUGCAGUCCGAAGAGGAAUUGCUGCAGAAUGGACCUCUACUAUGCCGUUCCUGCGAGGCGGAAGCAGUUUCCGACCACAGUAGGGAACUGGUUUCGACGUCAGCCACUGUCCAAGGCACAUGUUGAGCGCAGGAGCGAAGAUCGCCGAUCUGUAUAAUUUAAGCAACCAUCACGGAAUCUCAUCUGACCAGAAAGAUAUGACGACAAGAGGGUCGACUGACACUCACAGCCCUGGAGUCCGUUUCGCUUGGCCACAUGCGGAAACUUAGGGUAUGCGCAGUCUAUGUUAAGCGCAUGCCGGGUGGGAGCAUGUUGGGUUGGAUCAGGCAUCGCCGAAACACAACCGGGAAUGCGACAAGAGAUCGCGGAUCCGAACGAAAGAGUUGCGCGCCGAAUCGAAUUCGUUCGGCUGGAUCUAUUUAUAAUCACCGAAGCACGAGUCGUCUUGCUAAAUACCCAACUCCCUCUCUCGAGUUCGGAUUUCAGCUUUUAACUUCCGUUCAGUUAAGUAUUUGUCGCUGCUCCUGUUAAGUGCUUUUCCUUCCACUCCACGCCGUCUUGUUGCUGUUGGAGCUCGCUUCCAUGGUCCUGAUCACAAGAUGCGUCGUGCUUUAAGUGUGACACGAGCAGUAGAGCACUGGUAGCACUCCUAAGAUUGCCUUCUUGGAAGCCCAUAACUAACAGAAUGUCUUCAAAGCCGGAGAAGCUGUGUGGAGUAUUGACAAUUUUCGUCUCAGCACUGUCAGCAGAUCGUGUGGCAAAAGAUGUUGUCUAGACAGCUAGUUUCUCUGCUGUUUGGUUGGUGAAGUGUUGGCGGUUGAUCAGAAUUCGGCGAGCAAGUUUGCGCAGAGCAGCUUUUGAGUAAGGAGCGAUCCACAAAGAUGUUGGACCCGUCUCCGUCGCUGCUGAGCCGCAGGGCGAAGCUGAAGGAGCCAUCCAAGGCUGCGGAGGAACAGACCUUGAUCGGCGAGACGGACAUGCCGCACUUGAUGCAAUCGCACGCGCUGCGCGUGGCAUCGGAAGCGCUGGACUCGCACAACGUCACCGACUGCAAGGAGAUCGCGUGCUACAUCAAGAAGCAAUUCGACAAGACAUAUGGCGCAGGGUGGCAGUGUGUCACCGGCGUCGGCUUCGGCUCCUACAUCACCCACUCAUCGGGCUCCUUUAUUCACUUCUGCAUAGGAAGACUGGCGGUCAUGCUCUUUAAAGCCGCAACGUAGUCAUCUCGCGGAGCUUGCAGCAACGGAUCGAUUGUGUUGUCGGUGUAGCACGAUGUAUAUAAGUAGUUCUGUAUGAAUCACGGCAUAGCCUUGUGAGGUUUAUGUUUAUAUCUCUAGCUAAGAUUGCCACCCGCUGUGUAUUUUGUCAAGCGGAAAUGUAACGCCCAGUGCGACGGGGCACUUUUUCUUCACUUCUUUGUCUGUUUUGAAGCGUCGCAUAUUCAUCAUUAGUCUUCUUAAUAACUUAGUCGAGGGGAACGCAUUUCUACCAGAAAAAUGUAUCAAGGAGCCAUUAAAAUUCACCCGCAUUAGAAGACGAGGAUGAAUGAUGGGUAAGAGUGAUUGUAUCCAUAUGCGACAACGCUGUGUCUGUGAACGGACAAUCACUUAUAUUAAAACUUUUCAGUUUAUGAAUCAA